UUUUUUUUUUUUUCCUGCUCGACGGCAGAACAAGAUCACGUAGCGCGAGCCGCGAAUUUGAGACUGAUCAGACGGCUUCCAACCCGUCGUCAGAAUCCGCAGCAGAAGCUAUCCCCCAGCCGCCCUCCCCUUCGUCGCUUCCACUCCUCCCAUGGCGUCUCUCCUCUUCGUCCCGCGCCCCACCCCAAGCCCACGCCCGACGCUCGGACCCGUCACCAGGCUUGGCUUCAUCACCUGCGGCCCGCGCGACAACCGCGGCCCGCUCCAGCGCGGCCGCUCCCUCUCCACGGAGGCCAUCCUCGCCAUCCAGUCCCUGAAGCGCCUCACAUCCGCAGACCGCUCCCCGGCCGCGGCUUCAGCCGCCGCCGCCUCCGCCCUCGGCCGCCUCCUCAAGGCCGAUCUCGUCGCCGCCAUGGCCGAGCUCCAGCGCCAGGGCCACUGGUCCCUCGCCCUCGCCGCGCUCCACGUGGCCCGCGCCGAGCCCUGGUACCGCCCCGACCCGGCGCUCUACGCCACCUUCGUCUCCUCCGCGCCGGCCUCCGACGACGCCGCCGGCGACGCCGUGGACGCGCUCGUGGAGGCGUUCCUGGAGGAGAAGGCGCGGGGCGGCGGGUUCAAGGAGGGGGAGGAGGACGUGUACAAGCUGACGCGGCUGGUGCGCGCGCUGGUGGCCAAGGGGAGGGGCCGCGCGGCGUGGAGGGUGUACGAGGCCGCGGUCAGGACGGGAGGCAUCGAGGUGGAUGAGUACGUGUACAGGGUGAUGGCGAGGGGGAUGAGGCGGCUGGGCCUCGACGAGGAGGCGGCGGAGGUGGAAGCGGACUUCGCCGAGUGGGAGGUCACGGUCUCACCGCCGGCCAGGGACGUGCUCGACGAAAUGCGCGCGAGAGAAAAGAGCAAGACGGCUGCCUCCGCCUCUUAGCGUGUGAUUAGUUUUAGCUCAGCUUAAGACUCAAGGUGACUGUUGCGAUGGAAAUUAUAAUCGCAACGAGUUGGAGCAUCUAGAUUACACGAAACGACUGGAUUUUUAAUAAUAAAGCUUCUACUAUCGAGCUAA
Molecule: messenger RNA, 1054 nt
Organism: Phragmites australis (common reed)
Lineage: Eukaryota; Viridiplantae; Streptophyta; Magnoliopsida; Poales; Poaceae
Product: protein THYLAKOID ASSEMBLY 8, chloroplastic-like
Exons: 1
Coding region: 152-919 (255 amino acids)
Biological process (GO): chloroplast organization; Group II intron splicing
Molecular function (GO): RNA binding; protein binding
Source: RefSeq, a predicted model, not a curated record